Fomitiporia mediterranea MF3/22 is the source of this 3264-nucleotide messenger RNA. RefSeq lists its product as uncharacterized. Gene Ontology annotation, cellular component: endomembrane system; membrane. Lineage: Eukaryota; Fungi; Basidiomycota; Agaricomycetes; Hymenochaetales; Hymenochaetaceae. Gene Ontology annotation, biological process: intracellular calcium ion homeostasis; calcium ion transmembrane transport. Gene Ontology annotation, molecular function: calcium:proton antiporter activity. The record is from RefSeq and is a predicted model, not a curated record. Bases 1 to 3264 code for a protein of 1087 amino acids. The transcript has 7 exons.
AUGUCAGGCAACCCACCAUCUACGGGUCGUGACCAGCAGGGUCAACAGUCCCCUCCGCCGUCUGUGACGCCUGGCCGCCGCAACCCUGUGAACCGAAGCUUCUCUCAGUCUAGUUGGACCGAUACCCCUUACCACAAUCAGGGCACAUCAUAUUUCCCACCGACCCCUGGCGCGGGACGCACGCCAAGUCGCUCACUCUCAGGUGCUCGGAGCCUGAGUGUCAGUAGCGAACACGAUGAAGAUGACGACGAGAACGACGAUUCGGAUGAAGACGACACCAGUGCCACGGAAAGACGUGGCAAGAGUCCAGUCUCUGCCCGCGCGGUCAGCCCCGACGAAGAGGGCGAAGACGGGGAAGGAGAACGCAGGCAGCGUUACACGGAAGAUGAUCCCGUUACAGUAAAAGAGCGACAAUCGCUCAUGAACGUUGACCAUCCUUUCGGUCUUCCUAUUUGGAAACCUGCACUAUAUAAAAAAUCUCGGACUGUCAACAGAGACGCAGAAACGGCUCUUCAUGCCACUCCAACUGCUUAUGGAGAAUUACACUUGAAUCUAGGAAACAUAGUUUGGGCUGUAUUAUUCGGAAUUUGGCUGGCAGCGAUCUGCCUUCUGGUCUCUGCUAUUCUAUUCGUGAUACCCUUCGGUGGUCGCCAAUAUGCGCCGCUAACUUAUGGUCUUGGUUGGUAUCUAUUCUGGCCGUUCGGAAAAUAUGUUGCGGGUUGCCGGGAAGAAGAUGUUGAAGAGGAUGACAACUUCAAUGCUCGUUUGUCAUCUGACGCAGAGUCUCCUCACAGCAUUAGGGUAAUAGAUGAAGUUGACGAAAAUGUGUCGGCUUCGUCUCAGUCUCGUUCGGCGACAGGCACACAGCGAAAUGCAACUUCCCACAGUGCGAAUAGCACUAAUAAAAUUGGUGGUAUCAACGAACGCACCGCAUUCGCGCUUGGUGGACCCAAAAAGUCUUAUGGUACAGUUUCUACAGGACGGUAUAUGAAGGCCACAUAUGCGAAGUCACGGCCUGGCGAUUGGUUAGGCAGGGCAGCAUUCUGGUUGUUGUUGACCUGCAUCAUUGCACCUCUCAUGCUUUUCGUCUGUCUUAUUUGUUGGUUCCUCGUCGUUACCGUUCCAAUGGCCAAACUCAAUUGGGAAUUGCUUAAACACAUGUUUCAACGCCCAGACACCAUUCGCUUCUGCGCUGCUCCGUCUACCGUAGUGGUCCCCUCCGCAGAACCCUCGACCUCCACGAAUCGAGCCGACGGUGAUGCCACUGCUCACGGCCCGACCUUUACAUUGAAAAGCGCUAGGCUGUCCGCUGGACAAGCAGCACCUUCUGGUUCGCCAUCGACAGUCUUACUCUGCACGUAUCGUGCUGUUGGAAUACGAUAUUACAAGUACACAGUCGGCGGUGUCAACAUAUUCUUUGUCAACCUGAUGGCUGUCGUAUUCUUUGCCAUUUUAGAUGGUUUUGUUCUCCUUGGUAUGAAAGACGGAUAUGAAAAGCGGGGAGAGCAUGUACCAGCGGUAUUAGAAGUACUUGCGAGCAGAGUGCUUGUGUUCCUCGUCAGUCUGGCGAGUGUCAUUCCAUUGUCUUACUUCAUAGGUAUGGCUGUCGCCUCUAUCAGUGCUCAAUCGUCCAUCGGAAUGGGUGCAGUGAUUAAUGCAACGUUCGGGUCGAUCAUCGAAAUCAUUCUGUAUGGUAUCGCUCUGACUGAGGGGAAAGGGCGUCUUGUGGAAGGAAGUAUCAUCGGCAGCUUGCUCGCAGGUGUCCUGUUGAUGCCUGGUACCAGUAUGUGCAGUGGCGCCGUGCGGAAAAAGGAGCAAAAAUUCAACGCCAAGAGUGCUGGCGUUACCAGCACCAUGCUGAUCAUGGCCAUCAUUGGCACUUUGACCCCUACUCUAUUUUACCAGACAUACGGAAACUUUGAGCUCAUUUGCGACGGCUGUCCAGGUCCAGACAAAAGAUCCUUAGUGGAAAAAGUGCCAUGGAACUGUACUCAUUGUUAUUAUGAGCAUCCCGACCCGGUUCAUGACCACUUUUACCAGACAACUGUCAAAACGCUGAUGUACUUCUGUGCUGCCAUCUUGCUUCUCUCUUAUCUUAUUGGCUUAUGGUUCUCUCUAAGAACCCAUGCAUCACAGAUUUGGCAGAACCCGCAGCCACUAAUGCACCCAUUCGAUCUACCUAUUACUCCAGGCCAGGGGAGGGCGUCCUUGUAUCAUCGUCUGACCCAAGGAGGCUUAACCUUGCCGACGCAUCGUUUGAACAGGAAAUCGAGCGAAGUCACUGUACACGACGGCCAGCAGUCACGAGCUCAAACGCCUGCCGUUCGAGAUCCGCCGUCUGGGUCUCAAUUUCCUGGUGGCUUGUCAUCCGGACCCCCUUCCCCAGGGCUCACCCGCAAAGUCUCGCAUGGACCUCAGGCUUCUCAGCAUGCAGGAGCUUAUACUCCAUUAGUGGAGAGUGUAAGCCAUGCUGUAAAGAAUUCGGGGGUGCAGACUGCGAAUUUACCUGACAAUCUGACGUCGGAUGACUUUACUCGUGCCGUUGCCGUUGCGACUGUGUCAGCACUCAGACACCAACAAGCCCUUUCACACUCCCCUGCUCGUGUACGGAAUAGUGCACUUGAUGGACAUGAAGAUGGCGGUGGACAUGGAGGACAUGAAGCACCGAGCUGGAGUCGUACCACGAGUGCUAGCAUUCUGUUAGGCUGCACGGCUUUGUAUGCUGCUAUCGCUGAAAUCCUCGUAAAACAGGUCGAUGUUAUCCUGGAGGGCUCCGGGAUUGAUGAGAAAUUCCUAGGCUUGACGCUUUUUGCCCUGGUUCCUAACACAACUGAAUUCAUGAAUGCUAUGUCAUUCGCAAUGUACGGCAACAUUGCUCUAAGUAUGGAAAUAGGUUCGGCUUAUGCACUGCAAGUUUGCUUGUUGCAAAUUCCCGCGAUGGUCGCAUUUUCAGCGUGGAAUGAUCCUCAAGGAAUGGGGUCAGUCGCGGACACUUUCACGCUAAUUUUCCCGAGAUGGGAUGUGAUAGCGAUUGUUUUAUCCAUCUUCUUGCUGACGUAUACGUACAUUGAAGCAAAGAGCAACUAUCACAGGGGAAGCACCUUGAUUCUAAGUUAUCUUGUACUUCUUGCGGGCUUCUACUUUGCGCCGCAAAGGCCUGAUCGUGUCGACCAAGGCAUGGGUAUAUUUAGCAUGAAAGAUGUUGAUUCAGCGUCAGUGCUACAACGCACCUGGCUUAUCUUCUCGUCGCUGUGGACGAGAUGA